UCUCCUUCCCCCCCUCCCGCUCGCCCUGGAGCUCAGCAGUAGGGGGAGCGCGAGGCGAGGCUUCCCGGCCGCCGCCGGACUCGGAAGCGCCUGACCGGGGGGGUGGCUGAGGCGACGACCGCCCCUCGCCAAGAUGGCGGCCGGCUCCCUGCCCCCUCCCGCCCCCCUCCCCCGUCAGCUCUGCGUGGCCGAGGAACGGAGCGGGCACUGUGCCGUGGUGGACGGGAACGGCCUUUAUGUGUGGGGGGGAUACGUGUCUGUUGAAGAAAAUGAAGUCUAUCUUCCCAAUGAUGAGCUCUGGAUCUAUGACAUUGACAGUGGAUUAUGGUCAAUGCAUCUAAUGGAAGGAGAGUUGCCCUCCUCUAUGUCUGGAAGCUGUGGAGCAUGCAUUAAGGGGAAGCUAUACUUAUUUGGUGGAUUUGAUGACAAGGGAUACAGCAAUCGGCUUUAUUAUGUUAAUUUGCGAACAAGAAAUGGGACCUAUUUGUGGAAAAAAAUCACAGACUUUAAUGGCCACCCUCCUACACCACGUGACAAACUCGCCUGCUGGGUGUAUAAAGACAGGUUAAUAUAUUUUGGAGGUUAUGGCUGCAGAAAGCAAAAUGAGCUGAGUGACUGUUUUGAUGUCCAUGAUGCGUUUUGGGAGGGCCAGAUCUACUGGGGCUGGCACAAUGAUGUCCAUGUCUUUGACACAAGCUUACAAACUUGGUAUCAACCAACAAUUAAACAUGGAGAUCCACCUCAACCUCGGGCAGCUCAUUCGUGUGCCGUCCUAGGAAAUAAGGGCUACGUCUUUGGAGGACGGGUUUUGCAAACAAGGAUGAAUGAUUUGCAUUCUCUGAACUUGGAUACCUGGACUUGGUCAGGAAAAAUUUGUACAAAUGGCGAAAAGCCAGGAGAGCGCUCAUGGCACACUUUGACACCUAUUGCAGAUGAUAAAUUGUUCCUGUUUGGUGGGCUGAGUUCAGACAAUAUACCUUUAAGUGAUGGCUGGAUUUAUAGCGUGGCCUCAAAUGGAUGGCAACCGCUUACCUAUUUACCAAAGAGCAGUCCUAGGUUGUGGCAUACAGCCUGCCUUGGUAAAGAGAGUGAAGUGAUGGUCUUUGGAGGAAGUAAAGAUGACCUGCAUUUCCUGGACACAGGACACUGCAGUGAUUUAUUGAUUUUCCAGACCCAACCCUACUCGCUUCUCAGGCUUUGCCUUGACUGCAUUGCUAAGAAUGCGAUUGUCUUGGAGAAUCAAAUAACCUGGUUACCAUCUAAGCUUCUUGAGCAAGCUAUGGAUAAGAUCACUUAUUGGGCAGCUGUUAGCCAUCGCCGAGAAAAAGAAGCUGAAAUAGAAGGACAGAAGCAGAAGAAUUCCACCUAGCAAUGCUCUGCUGGGAUCUACAACAGACAGCAAAGAGAAUUGUUGGGAGAUCAUUUAGAAAUGUUACCAGAACUCUUUAAUGGACUGAAUUUCCCAAGGUUAGCUAUGGUCUGGAUACUUAAAAAUAUUGUUUGUUGAUAUCUGAGCAACAAUUAGAGUUACACUGCCUACAUGGCAACCUUGUGGAUUCUGAAGUUAAUAGCGGCUUUCUUUGGUGUACUGAACUGAUCCGUAAAGAGUACAACUGCUAGUUUCAAUUAAAAUUUAAGAGGUGCGUAACAAUUCCAAGGAUCAGAUUAUAUUUGGUCAUUUUUCUGAACAGUGCCUCAUGUUUGCCAUUGUAUGGGAAGGGAAUUCAUUUAUAUGAUGGUCUAAAAAUAGCAUUCUUGGGUUGGAGAACCCUAUAAAAAUCUCAGCUGCAAUUUCUAUGGGCUAAGUAUAACACCAUUCUGUAAAAAAAAAAAACCCAUCGAUAAAUUUUUGCACUAUGUUGUAUUUUUCAUCUGCUAAGUCAGAGUGACUGCACUGAAUGUUUGUGUCAUUAAUCACAGUUUAGAAAAUGUUUGACAUACCACACAUUGGAUGUGUAGAAUUUGUAUUUAACUUUGUUGACAAUAUUUUCCUUAUUUAUUAUUAAAAAAUGUUUCUAGAAACAA
Sphaerodactylus townsendi is the source of this 2025-nucleotide messenger RNA. RefSeq names its product kelch domain containing 1 (gene KLHDC1). Gene Ontology annotation, molecular function: protein binding. NCBI's taxonomy places the organism in Eukaryota, Metazoa, Chordata, Lepidosauria, Squamata, Sphaerodactylidae. The transcript is spliced from 13 exons. The record is from RefSeq and is a predicted model, not a curated record. Bases 134 to 1369 code for a protein of 411 amino acids.